Molecule: messenger RNA, 1403 nt
Organism: Rubroshorea leprosula
Lineage: Eukaryota; Viridiplantae; Streptophyta; Magnoliopsida; Malvales; Dipterocarpaceae
Source: the annotation of a GenBank genome assembly
AUACUAGAAACUACCAGUAAAUAGUCGAAAACCCCAAAUUUCUAGAACUCGAAAAAUCUCAGAAGACAAAGCGGUGAUGAUGCAUCCCAACCAAUUCGAUGGAAGUGCUGCCUUCUCCGGCGGAGGAUUCAUGCCGUCUCAGGCCACCCAGGCCCCCGAUCCCUCCCCGUUCUCUUCCUCCAGAAAUAGUGAUGCUCGCUGCUUGAUACCAGUGACGGUGAAGCAGUUGAAGGACUUAUCUAGAAAUUGUGAAUCCGGUAUUUCCAUUGAUGGUGUUGAUGUGAAUACUGUUGUUCUUGUGGGGAUUGUAUGCAAGAUAGACAACGCUAUCACAGAUUGUACUUUUAGAGUUGAUGAUGGUACAGGCUGGAUUGAAUGCACAAAGUGGGUUCAUGAACAUAUUGACUCUGCUGAAGUGGAAGCAAUCUCGGUGGGAAAGUAUGUUCGUGUCUAUGGCCAGUUAAAAAGCAUCCAGGGUAGAAAGACCUUGAAUACCUUUUCUAUUAGGUAUUAUUCUUUUUCUUCAGUUUCCUAUGUUUUUGAAUUUUCACUUAACUUUUAAUCUUUAUCUGUCCAUUUUUGUAUGUCUUUUUUGUUCCUCUUAUUUUCAAUUGGAGCUGGAUGAUUCUUGGAAACUCUGCUAUAACUUUUUUCUUGGAGCAUUUACACCUCCCCUGUCUCUGAGAUAAGCCCACUUAUGACCUCAUGAGUGGUCUUGUGGAAAAUAAGAAAAAAAAUUUAUUGUAUUUUCUAUGCUGCAUUUAGAAGAUAAAAUAGAAAUUGAGGAAAGGAGGAGUGGAGUUUUUUUUUUUUUUUCUCACUUCAGUGUUGUUUUCAUCAGUUUCUUUUCCGGUGGCUUGUACAAUAGAUUCUGCUACUUUAGAUCUGGAUGAUUAUGAAACUAUUGGUUGUUUAACUUUAGCUGCUCGCUGGAUUAAAUAACUAUUUAUUAUACUUUUGCUCUUGUUCUCCUUGUUAAUUUAUUUGGUGUUUGCUUUUUAGAGUUUUGGCUCUAAAUUUGGCUGUGCUUUCAGGCCACUGACUGAUUUUAAUCAGAUUACAAGUCACUUCCUUGAGUGUAUAUAUGUUCAUCUUUACAACACCAAGUUAUGGGUAUUAUGAGUUUUACUAAAAUCACACUCUUGUAUUGCGAAAGAUUCUAAAUUACAUGAAUGUGAGUAUCACAUUGCUUACCUCAAGGGGUUGCAUUUAUCCUGCAGGGGAUGUCUACACAACCUCAGAUGACAAACCCUACCAUAAGCAGUACUAAUCCCACAAAUCAAGUAAUGGAUACUACUUGAAUAAUAUUUUGCUACCUUAUUGAUGUUUUAACUGAUUCUUCUUCUUCUUUUUUUCUUGUUUGUGCACCGGGGGGAAGAAUUUAAUAAUACACUAUACUAUAU